AGUAAUUUAUUACACUAUAUAUAAGAAAGCUUGCCUUGAUUUCUAUUGGUAUAUUUAUAAAAGAGAGACUAUAAUUUGUGGCUAAUUAAAAUAAUGGGGUUUCAAUAUUUCUCAUACAUGCUAGCUUAUUUCAUUGUGUUGUUUGGAGCAAGUUAUGGUGUGCAAUACUUUGAUCCAGAGCUUUAUUGGAAGUCUGUCCUCCCGAACACACCAAUACCGAAAGUUGUCACUGAUUUUCUACCAUCGAGAAAAGAUCAUGACCUAGCCCGCCUUACUCCAGAACCGACAGUAGAAGUUGCACCUUACAAGCCUGCACAACUACCGAUUGCAUUACCAAUCACCUUACCAAUCACUUUACCAGCAAUCACUUUGACCUCUUAUGCAACUGCCACAAGUGAUGAUCAAAACAAUAUCAAUUCAAAUAUUUAUGAAGGUAUCUUCUUCUUGGAGAAUGACAUUAAUAAGUCGGGAAAUCGAAUCAAAACAAACUUAAAUUUCAUCAUCAACAACACUACUAGACCAACUUUGUUCUUGCCUCGCCAAAUAGCUCAAUCAAUCCCUUUCUCAUCUAAAAAAUUACUCGAAAUUUUUACCAAAUUUUCACUAAAACCGCACUCAGUUGAGGCUGAAAUGGUGAAGAAAACCAUCAAAGAGUGUGAAGAAGAUAAUGAUCACGAUCAUGAUGAACACUAUUGUGCCACGUCACUAGAGUCAAUGGUUGACUUUACAACUUCAAAGAUUGGGAAAAACAUACAAGCAAUUUCUACACAAGUAGCAAUGAAAAAUAAUGAUCAUCAAUAUUAUCAUUUCACAACAAUAACACAAGUAGAAAAGAAGAGAAAGUCAUCAUCAAUUGUUGUGUGUCACAAGCAAAAUUAUCCAUUUGCAGUGUUUUAUUGUCACUCUUUGCAAGACGUUGAAGCUUAUGUGGUGAAUUUAGAAGAAGAAGGUAAUGAUAAUAAGGUUAUAGCUAUUUGUCAUGAAGAUACUUCUCAAUGGAACCCUAAGCAUCUGGCCUUUCAAAUUCUUAAAGUUAAACCCGGAACCGUUCCAAUUUGUCAUUUCCUUCCUCAGCUUCAUAUACUGUGGAUUCAAAAUUAGACAUCAAUUUGUAACCCUAGCUAUUCGGAAACUUUAAUGACCGAUAAUGUCUGACGUCUAAAUUGUAGUAGUGAUAGUAACCUUAGCUAUAAGAAACUUUAAUAACUGAUGAUAUCUGAUAUCCAGAUUGUAGUAAUGAAUAAUGUUAUGUAUGCGAAUUAUAUAAUAUGAAUGUAUUAGUAAUGUAUUAUGCAUGUUUAUUUAAUAUAAGAA
Cannabis sativa is the source of this 1314-nucleotide messenger RNA. RefSeq names its product BURP domain protein RD22. Bases 94 to 1101 code for a protein of 335 amino acids. The transcript is spliced from 3 exons. NCBI's taxonomy places the organism in Eukaryota, Viridiplantae, Streptophyta, Magnoliopsida, Rosales, Cannabaceae. The record is from RefSeq and is a predicted model, not a curated record.